This is a messenger RNA of Arabidopsis arenosa, 1611 nucleotides long. The record is from the annotation of a GenBank genome assembly. NCBI's taxonomy places the organism in Eukaryota, Viridiplantae, Streptophyta, Magnoliopsida, Brassicales, Brassicaceae.
GAAUCGCCACUUAAAAUUCCUCUGUAAGAAUCGUGAGGAUCAAACAGUCCGUAGCAAUCUCCAAUUUCGUAACUUUAGAUACUCAGAAAAGUCUUAAAAGAUGGCGAGGCUGUCUUGGCAAGCCGUGGCGGUUGUGGGGGUGCUGUUGGUAGUAGUCCUGUCGUUUGCAGAUGGGUACCCAGAAGCAGAUUUUGUUGUGAAGCUGCCAGGGCAACCAACGGUAACGUUCAGACAAUACGCCGGGUAUGUUGAUAUCGACAAGGUUGUUGGGCGGAGUCUUUUUUACUACUUCGUGGAGGCUGAGAAACGUCCCGACACAAAACCGUUAACAUUGUGGCUCAAUGGAGGUCCAGGUUGUUCUUCUGUUGGUGGAGGAGCUUUCACUGAGCUAGGUCCAUUUUACCCCACAGGCGAUGGUCGUGGCCUCCGCAUUAACUCCAUGUCUUGGAACAAAGCAUCGAACCUGCUAUUUGUGGACUCACCGGCUGGAGUUGGAUGGUCUUACUCCAACCGAAGCUCUGAUUACAACGCCGGGGACCAGUUUGCUGCCAGUGAUAUGCUUGUGUUCUUGUUGAGAUGGUUCGAUAAGUUCCCGGAGUUGAAGUCUCGCGACCUCUUUCUCACUGGCGAAAGCUAUGCUGGACAUUACAUACCUCAACUCGCUGAUGCGAUUCUCAGCUACAAUUCACGCUCGAGCGGGUUCAAAUUCAACAUCAAAGGCAUUGCGAUUGGGAAUCCACUUCUUAAGCUUGACAGGGACAUUCCAGCUGUAUACGAGUUCUUCUGGUCGCAUGGCAUGAUCUCUGAUACAGUGGGACGCACAAUCAGGAGUCAAUGUGACUUCUCACAUUACACAUAUGCGUUCCCACAUAACGUAAGCGAUGCUUGCAACGACGCUACCACUGAAGCGGGAAUCGUCAUCACUGAAUAUGUCAACAACUUUGAUGUUCUCCUUGACAUUUGCUACCCGUCAAUUGUCCUGAAAGAACUAAGGCUUAAGCAAAUGGCCACAAAGAUGAGCAUGGGAGUGGAUGUCUGUUUGACCUACGAAAGACAGUUCUUUUUCAAUCUCCCAGAGGUACAGAUGGCGCUUCACGCGAACCGCACUCAUCUGCCUUAUGAAUGGUCUUUGUGCAGCAACCUGUUAAACUACUCUGGCAUCGAUAUAAACACCAACAUGCUUCCGACUCUGAAGAGAAUUAUACAGAACAAAAUUCCUGUUUGGAUCUUCAGUGGAGAUCAAGAUUCUGUAGUUCCAUUUCUUGGAACAAGAACUGUCGUACAAGAACUCGCCGACGAUCUCUGUGGAGAUCAAGAUUCUGUAGUUCCAUUUCUGGGAUCACGAGCUGUCGUUGGAGGUUGGGCCAUCGAGUAUGGAAACAUACUCACUUUUGCAACAGUGAGAGGAGCGGCUCAUGCGGUGGCGAACACGCAGCCCGCACGAGCUCUGCAUCUAUUCAGCACCUUCCUUCGUGGCCAUAGAUUGCCCAACAAGACAGAUAUAGCUAUGCAUGACUGAAAGAGGAGGAAGCUCAUUAUUAGUUGCAGCAGCAAGUAUAGAAGAUUAGCUUAAUGCUCCUUGUAUUUCCUCCCUGCUUGUAAAUGUGCCAU